CUACUCGGAAACACAUUGAUAAAAGCCGCCUCUAUUUACCCAUUCAUUCCUACACAAACAAACCCCCACGUUUACAAACUCUGUCUCCACCAUCCUCUCAUUUCCCACGUUUUCAACACUCCCCAAAUGACACACUACCACCCCUUCCCCGUCGCCACCACCACCACCACCCUCUCAACGCUCGACCCCUUCGUCUCCUCCACAGACACGUGGGCCCCAGCACAAGAAUCUCUCCAACACGGCCUCCAAUCUCUCAUCGAAAAUGCUAAACAGCCCUGGACUUACGCUAUCUUCUGGCAACCCACAUCCUCUGUUCUCGGAUGGGCUGAUGGCUACUACCAAGGCGAUGAUAAACAGAAGAAAUCGCAACCAAUCAGCGCUGCUUCAGCUGCUGAGCAGCAGCACCGGAAAGAAGUGCUUCGGAGCCUCAAUUCUUUGAUUUCCGGCGCUGAGGCUUCUUCUAGUGACGACAAUGGUGAUGAGGAAGUCACUGAUACUGAGUGGUUCUUUUUGAUUUCGAUGACCCAGAGUUUCGGAUCCGGGUCGGGUCUUCCGGGUCGGGCUUUUCAGACGAAUUCGUUCAUCUGGGUCAGUGGAGGUGAUCGGUUGAUGAGUUGUGAGUGUGAUAGAGCUGCACAAGCUCAGAGUUUUGGGUUGCAGACUUUGGUCUGUGUUCCUGUUGGGAAUGGAGUUGUAGAGUUGGGAUCUACUGAUUUGAUUUUUCGGAGCUCGGGUUUGUUGAAUCAGGUGAAUAUUUUGUUCGAUUCAAAUGGCGGCCAAUCGGGGGAUUGGACAUUGGGUUUGGAUCAUAGUGAGUGUGAUCCGUCUGAGGGUUUUGUCAGGGAAGUGGAUUUGUCUAAGUCUAAGAGUGUUGUGGUUGAGAAUCAUAGUUCUAGUACUUUGACAGAGAAUUUUAACCCGAGUUUUAGUAGUGCAAGUCAUGUCCAGAGUCAACAAUUUGAUCGGAAUCAAGGAGGUAGGAGUGCAGUUGUGAUUGAAGAAGUGAACUUUUCGCACAGUGGGAUUGAUGGGAUUAGUAGUACUAAUGUUGGGAAUGGUUGUAAGGGGAAAUCAAGUGAGAUACUGAAUUUUGGGGAAAGUAAAACGAGUAAUGGAAAUGAGUUCACUGGGAAUUCGCAAUUUGGGGGAGUUGUGGAGAGUAAGAAGAGGUCUCGGGAUGAUGGUAUGUGGUCGUUUUCUGGUGUGAAAUCUAGUGGAGGUGGUGUGGGUGAUUCUGAUCAUUCGGAUCUUGAGCCUUCUAUGUUAAAAGAGGUUGAGAGUCUUCAAGUUGUGGAGCCAGAAAAGAAGCCACGAAAGAGGGGAAGAAAGCCUGCAAAUGGGAGAGAAGAACCGUUGAAUCAUGUUGAGGCGGAGAGGCAGAGGAGGGAGAGGCUUAAUCAGAAAUUUUAUGCUCUUCGUGUUGUGGUACCUAAUGUAUCGAAAAUGGAUAAAGCUUCACUUCUUGGAGACUCUAUUAUGUAUAUCAACGAGCUAAAAUCUAAGGUGCAGGCGGCGGAUUCAGAGAAAGAUGAGCUGAGGAGUCAGCUGGAGACUUUAAGAAAGCAAUUGAGCAUUAAAGAAGCACAAUGUUUAGUUCAAUCAGGACCUAAGAAGGAUUCUAACUUGUCAAAGGUACAUGGAAGCAAGUUGAUAGAUUUGGACAUCGACGUCAAGAUUAUUGGCUGGGAUGCAAUGAUUCGUGUACAAAGCUCUAAAAAGAAUCACCCUGCAGCCAAGUUGAUGGCAGCAUUGGAAGAUCUGGAUCUUGAUGUCAUCCAUGCAAGUGUAUCUGCUGUCAAAGAUUUGACGAUCCAACAAGCUACUGUGAAGAUGGGGAGUCGAUUAUAUACCCAAGAACAGCUUAGAGUAGCAUUAACAGCCAGAGUCUCGUAAACAAUAUAACUUUUGUUUUUCUUUACUGAAUGUAUCAAGGCUCUGGGAAAUUCUUAAUAUCCCAGUAGCUAGAGAUGUGUGAUGAUCCAUGUACAUGUUCUUCCAUAAGUAAAUUGUUGUAGCACAGUGUUAUAGUUUCUUUGUUCAUGUUAUUAUGAUAAUGCAAAUGAUACACUUGUAUUAUGUUCACAGAA
This is a messenger RNA of Daucus carota subsp. sativus, 2087 nucleotides long. RefSeq names its product transcription factor MYC2. Gene Ontology annotation, molecular function: transcription cis-regulatory region binding; protein dimerization activity; DNA-binding transcription factor activity. The coding region runs from base 127 to 1893 and encodes 588 amino acids. The transcript has a single exon. Gene Ontology annotation, biological process: regulation of DNA-templated transcription. Lineage: Eukaryota; Viridiplantae; Streptophyta; Magnoliopsida; Apiales; Apiaceae. The record is from RefSeq and is a predicted model, not a curated record. Gene Ontology annotation, cellular component: nucleus.